CAUGGUUAAAUAGGUCCCACCCAAAAACUUUCUCUCACUAAAAAUCCCUCAUUUCUCUCACUAAAAAAAGUUGGUUUAGUUUUCGCCGUCACCACUGAACAAAAUGCAUUUUCAUCAUCAUCUUCAUCUUCAUCAUCCAUAAUAUAACUGCAAAAAAGCUAUGAGAAAUGCGCAAUUUAGCUCAUACUAAUUUCUUGUUCAAUACGAAAAUCUGAAGAAAAAAAAGUUCCGGUGAUGCUCGGAGUAUUGUGUGCACGUCCUAAGCCUUGGCUAUUCGCAUCACUCUGCUUAUCACACGCCCACGGCUCAACGCCUUCGGGUUAUAGCAGACUUAUUCCGACGAAUACUGCUAACAAAUCAUCGUUAUUGUUAAUAUCUGGAGGUGGAGGUGGUGGAGGAGGUGGAAUAGGAGUAGAUCAGAGGCGGAAUCAUUCGAGUCAUUGCCGUAUUGCAUCAUCUGUAAAUCGAGUUGGUGGUGCAGCGUCGAUAUGGCAUGCGAUACUUCCUGCUGGGAGGAGGAAUAAGAAGGAUAUAAAUCGGAGGAAUAAUACGGUGUUUAAACAUCAUUAUGAGCUUGCUAAGAAAGGUGAAGGUUCGUGGAAUGUCAAUUGGGAUUCUAGGCCGGCGAGAUGGUUACAUAAUCCUGAUUCUGCUUGGUUGUUGUUUGGAGUUUGUUCAUGUUUAGCUGCGCCAUCUCUUGAUCUAUUACCAGAUGCUAAUUCUGAUGUAGCUGUACCGAUUGAUAAACAGUCUGCUGUAAAUUCUUCAGAUGAGGAUGAUCAAAACUCUGCCAACUAUAGAGUCACUGGGGUUCCAGCGGAUGGGAGAUGUCUAUUUAGAGCGAUAGCACAUAUGGCUUGUUUGAGAAAUGGGGAGGAAGCUCCGGAUGAAAAUCGACAGAGAGAACUUGCUGAUGAAUUAAGAGCUCAGGUGGUUGACGAGCUGUUAAAGAGGCGAAAAGAAGCUGAAUGGUUUAUUGAAGGGGAUUUUGAUGCGUACGUAGAAAGAAUUGAAAAGCCAUAUGUGUGGGGAGGAGAACCAGAGCUACUAAUGGCUUCUCAUGUUCUCAAGUCUGCGAUUUCUGUCUAUAUGGUAGAUAGAAGCUCUGGAAGUUUAAUAAACAUAUCAAAUUAUGGAGAAGAAUAUAGGAAGGAGGGAGAGAGUCCGAUUAACGUAUUGUUUCAUGGUUAUGGUCACUAUGACAUUUUGGAGACAAUUCCAGAGAAGAUUCACCAAAAGUUAGAAGAAUAAAUGUAGGGUAUGAUGCCCUUAGAGACGUAGUCUUGGUUUUAAAUUUUCAUAAAAGGUAGUUCGCAACGACGAUCAAAUUGAUAAGAAGUUCAGCUAUCCAGUUAACAAAACAUCUUCUUUCAGGUCCAGUCAAUUUGUUGAGAUGAUCUUUUCUCUAAAAUAGUGAGCUUGUUUCAAUUUUGUAGAUUCUCUGUUGCCUUGUUCAGGAAAUUAGUCGAAGCAAAUAGCAUGAUUCCUCCGUAUUUGUUUA
Molecule: messenger RNA, 1501 nt
Organism: Solanum lycopersicum (tomato)
Lineage: Eukaryota; Viridiplantae; Streptophyta; Magnoliopsida; Solanales; Solanaceae
Biological process (GO): protein deubiquitination; endoplasmic reticulum unfolded protein response
Cellular component (GO): cytosol; nucleus
Molecular function (GO): cysteine-type deubiquitinase activity
Source: RefSeq, a predicted model, not a curated record